Molecule: messenger RNA, 1128 nt
Organism: Anolis sagrei ordinatus
Lineage: Eukaryota; Metazoa; Chordata; Lepidosauria; Squamata; Anolidae
Source: RefSeq, a predicted model, not a curated record
UUGAGUUCUGCACUCCUUCCAGGUGUCCCAGCCUCGGGCGGGCAGGUGAGCCGACGAGGCCAAAGGUAAGCACACUUUGCCUCCCUCGGCACCACCGCCAAUCAGUAUUUACCAAUUCCCUGAGCAAAGUCCAGAGGAGUGAGAGUGGACUGCAGGAUGGCUCCGCUGGCUCGCAGCGUGCUGGUGACCGGCUCCAGUCGGGGAAUUGGCCUGGAACUGGUCCGGCAGCUUGCAGAGGGGCCAGACCCACCCAGGCACAUCUUUGCCACUUGCCGUGACCCCAGAGGACCCAAGGGAAAGGCCCUGCAUCAACUGGCUGAAAAGCACUCCAACGUCCACGUGGUUCAGCUAGAGGUGGAGAGCCAGUCCAGCGUGGAGGCGGCUGUCUCGGAGGUGGAAUCCCACCUGAAGGGCCAGGGCCUGAAUCUGCUCAUCAACAAUGCCGGAGUCAACUCCUACGCCACGUUGCAAACCGUGGAACGGCAAGAGAUGCUCUCUGCCUUCAACACGAAUGUCGUGGGGGCGAUUUUUGUGGUUAAGGAAUUCCUGCCUCUGCUCAAGAGGGCAGCGGAGGAGACCGGAGCCGAGGACAUGAGCUGCAGCAGGGCUGCCGUCAUCAAUAUCACCUCCAAACUGGGUUCCAUUGAACGAGGGUUUGAGGUUUUCCAUGACCCAAUGUACCCAUACCGUGCAAGCAAGGUUGCUUUGAACAUGGUCACGGCAUGCCUGGCCAGGGAACUGAAAGCAGAUGGGAUCUUGUGCACGGUGAUCCAUCCAGGCUGGGUGAAAACAGACAUGGGGACAGACAAGGCACCCCUCGCUGUGCAAGACUGCGUGCAAGGCAUGCUCAGAGUGCUGGCCUCUUUGUCCUCCUCCUCCUCGGGAGCCUUUCUGGACUGGGAAGGGAAGAGUCUCCCUUGGUGAGGGACCGGACGUCCCAUCAGAACCUGCCUGCCUUUCCAGAACAAACCACGGAACGAUUUUCGAUUUAGAAAGACCUUUGCUACUGAGAUAUCCAGCAUCCCCAUUGUUUGCACUUGUAUAGUAAAAAUGAACCUUUUUUCGGAGAAAUGUGAAUGUCUCAUUAACUGUGUAUUUUAAACCAAUAAAAAGGGUGUCUAAGGUAAA